This is a messenger RNA of Peronospora matthiolae, 1866 nucleotides long. NCBI's taxonomy places the organism in Eukaryota, Oomycota, Peronosporomycetes, Peronosporales, Peronosporaceae. The record is from the annotation of a GenBank genome assembly.
AUGGACGCCUCCUCCCUCCGCAUCUCCAAGUUCGAUGGAACUAACUUCCACGCCUGGAAGUUCAAGAUGCAGAUGGUGCUGGAGGAACGGGACCUAUGGGAGGUCGUCAGCGGUGAGAUCAAGGCGGAACAGUGCGAGACUCAGUUGGACCAAGCGACGUACAAGAGGAAGUCAAGAAAGGCGAUGGCAGUGAUCUGUCUAGCCAUGGAAGAUUCCCAGCUACCGUUGGUCCGGUCGGCAAGUGGUGCAUGCGACGCAUGGUCAAGGUUGGAAGACCACUUCGAGAAGAAGAGUCUUGCCAACAAGCUGUUCUUGCGCCGUCGCUUCUUCACGACAAUGAUGGAAGAAGGCGACGAUGUGCUCGAACACAUCAACAAGCUCAAGACGCUGGCAGAACAGCUAGAAGCGGUGGGGGCUCCAGUCUGCGAGGACGAUCUGGUGAUCACACUUCUCGGCAGCCUGAGUGACUCGUAUCAAUUCUUGAUCACAGCUUUGGAGUCGCGCUCAGACACUCUUAGCUGGGAGCUCGUGACAUCUCGACUGCUUCAUGAAGAAAUGAAGCGGAAGGAGCAAGGAAGUAAAGGUGAUGAAGCUUCGCAAGGUCAAGCGUUCAUCACAAGGGACAAUCAGCGCAAAGGGCGACCAGUGAAGAAGUCCUGGCCGUGCCACAAUUGCGGAAAGAUUGGUCACUGGAUGGCGGAGUGCCCCUCGCGCAUCCAAGAAAACACGGAGAGACACCGGCCACAGCGUGCUCAAGACAGCGGCGACCGCUAUCGAUCACAACGUGCAAACGUCGCUCAAGAAGAAGACUCGGGCGACUACCUCUUUUCGAUCGGUGAAACGACAUCUGCGAAAUCGAGCGACAUCUGGCUGGUCGACUCCGGGGCGACGCAGCACAUGACGUGCUCCAAGAAGUUCAUGCGGAACUACAAGGGGUUUGACGCUGUGGAUGUCCAUCUCGCGGAUGAUGGAAUCGUCCAAGCAAUCGGCAGUGGGGACAUUGUCAUGUCGAUGAAGACACCCCAAGGGAUGAAGAAAGGUGUGCUCACAAACGUGUGGCACAUCCCAAAGUUAUCCAGAAACCUGUUCUCGGUCGGCCGCUUCACCAAGGAUGUCGGCCCAGUGACGUUCACGAAGGAUGGGUGCUAUGGAAAAUCGAAAGGGACCAAGUGGAAAAUUGGCGCCCGUGAAGGUAAAGGACUGUUCAAGCUGCAAAUGACUCCAGUGGCGCCGGAACAAGCAAAUGCAGCCAAGUCGUCGGGAUGUCAAGGGGGCACCAAGUCGUACCUCUGGCACCUUCGGCUUGGCCACAUAGGUCACGAUGGACUCAAUUGCAUCGUGACGAAGAACAUUGGAAUUGGCAUCGACAUAUCUUCGGUGAAGAAGUGGGACGUGUGUGAAGGUUGUGCUCUGGGAAAACAGACUCGAGUGCGCUUCCAAUCAAACACUACAGCUCGCACCUCCAAACUCCUCGAAGUGAUUCACAGCGACGUAUGCGGACCGAUGUCGAUGGCAACUUUCAGUGGAAAACGGUACUUCGUGACAUUCAUCGAUGACAAGUCAAGAUACUGUGUCGUCUAUCUGCUCAAGAGCAAAUCUGAAGUUGCGGCGAAGUUCAUGGAAUACGCUGCGAUGGCCGAAACGCAAACCGGAAAGCGCGUGAAGUACCUUCAAAGCGACAAUGGGGGUGAAUACAAGUCCGACAAGCUGGCACGAUUCUGCGCGGAACGGGGAAUACAACAAAGGUUCACACCCCCAUAUACUCCUCAGCUAAACGGAGUAGCUGAGAGAAUGAAUCGCACGCUGGUCGAGUGUGCGCGUUGCAUGAUGGAACACGCUGGACUGGGAAAGAGCUACUGGGGGUGA